Molecule: messenger RNA, 627 nt
Organism: Maudiozyma barnettii
Lineage: Eukaryota; Fungi; Ascomycota; Saccharomycetes; Saccharomycetales; Saccharomycetaceae
Gene: BET3
Product: TRAPP complex core subunit BET3
Exons: 1
Coding region: 1-627 (208 amino acids)
Biological process (GO): intra-Golgi vesicle-mediated transport; endoplasmic reticulum to Golgi vesicle-mediated transport
Cellular component (GO): cytosol; TRAPP complex; cis-Golgi network membrane
Source: RefSeq, a predicted model, not a curated record
AUGUCCAGACAACAAUCGAUCAAUUCCAGUCAAACUGCAGCCUCUGCCACAGCUCAAUCCCCUCUUAGCCGAUCCUUUAAGGCUACAGGCGAAGAUGUAUGGAAAAGAACAGAAAAGAUCAAUGCAGAGUUAUUCACAUUAACUUAUGGUGCUAUUGUGUCACAGUUAUGCACGGAUUAUGGUAGAGAUUUUACUAAGAUUAAUGAACAAUUGUUCCAAAUGGGUUACAGUAUUGGUGUCCGUUUAAUAGAGGACUUUCUAGCUAGAACUGCGUUACCUCGUUGCCAAGAUAUGCAAGAGACAAGUGAAGCUCUAAGUAAAUGUGCAUUCAAGGUGUUUCUAAAUAUUACCCCAAGAGUUACAAAUUGGUCUAGUACAAAGGAUACUUUUAGUCUUAUUAUUGAUGAAAAUCCACUGAGUGAUUUUGUUGAACUGCCGAUGGAUGCUAUGGAACAAUUAUGGUAUUCGAACGUUUUAUGUGGUGUACUUAAAGGUGCAUUGGAAAUGGUGCAACUGGAUUGUGAUGUAUUUUUUGUCUCAGAUAUUUUAAGAGGUGAUCAACAGACAGAAUUACGUGUAAAAUUGAAUAAAGUAUUGAAGGACGAAAUCCCAAUCGGUGAAGAUUGA